AUGAAGGAUAACAGAGGAAAUCGAUUCGGCGUGGCCCCUGAUAAGGGAACUCUGAACGGCCCCGUCACGACGGAGGCCAACUUGUCAGACAUCAUCAGGCAUAAGCCCAAAAGUCCCGGAGCCCAUCUACCCAGAUCGGCGUCUGACUCGUUUUGGGUCGACAACCUGUCACAGCUGGGCGAGAUGCCGUUGGCUCCAUCCGGAUACACCUUCUUCCGCAAUGUUAAGGACUUCGGCGCCACGGGCGACGGCUCGACGGAUGAUACGAUGGCUAUCAACAAUGCCAUCUCCUCUGGUAACCGCUGUGGCAGCCAAUGCGGCUCGACAACAACUCUUGGCGCCAUCAUCUAUUUUCCAGCUGGCAUAUAUGUCAUCAGCACUCCUAUCAUCCAGUACUUUUAUACACAGUUUAUUGGUGAUCCUGGAAGUAUCCCCAUUAUACGCGGUAGUAAAAACUUUACGGGGAUUGCGCUCAUCGACACGGAUGUCUACAUCCCGGGUGGCAACGGAGCGGAGUGGUAUAUCAACCAAAACAACUUCUUUCGCUCCAUUCGUAACUUCAACCUGGAUUUAACUUUUAUGAACGCCACCAAUUAUGACAGUGGCCAGCAGUACUUCCCCACCGGUAUCCAUUGGCAAGUAGCCCAGGCGACCUCGCUCCAAAACAUCGGUAUCAACAUGCCCACCAGCACGGACACGCAACCAGCCACAGCAGUAGGCAUCUUCAUGGAGAAUGGGUCUGGCGGCAUGAUCUCGGACGUUGUCUUCUAUGGUGGCAACAUCGGUUUCGUAGCCGGAUCGCAGCAAUUCACCGCCCGAGGGCUUACUUUCACCAACUGUCUGACGGCAGUCAACAUGCUCUGGAACUGGGGAUUCACAUGGUCACAGAUCGCAAUCACCAAUGUCUAUGUGGGCUUCAAUGUCAGCUCCAAUGGGGGCUCUACUGGUCAGGGUACUGGAUCUAUAGCUGUCAUCGACUCGGUCUUCAACCAUGCCGAGUGGGGUAUCACAACCCAUACCGGUGGCGACCCGCCAGCCAUCAUCUUAACAAACAUAUACUGCGAGAACAGCCCGCUUAUGGUACAGGUUUCAGGCGGCGCGACCACCCUGACCGUGGGUGACACGGAAACUAUCGACUUCUGGGCCUCGGGCUACCGCUAUAUUGCCGCCAAUGGCUCCGGCAGCGAUGUGACGGGCUAUCUGAGCACGGCACCAGUGCGGCCGCCCAGUCUACUCGAUCCAGCCGGCGAGUACUUCUGGCAGGAUCCGCCGCUAUAUUCGUCACUCACUGCCUCGUCCUUUGUGGUAGCCACAGAGUCCGGGGUCUCGAACGAUGGUACGGGGGACCAGACAGCGGCUAUCAACACCCUGCUCCGUGGCCACGUCGGUACGCCUAUCUUCUUCCCGGCCGGCGUCUAUCAAGACGUGGACAACCCGCAAGUCAUGGUUCGGGUAGGCAAUCAGGGAGAGUCAGGCAAUAUCCAAAUCUCGGAUAUGCUCUUUACAGUCAAAGGGCCGACGGCCGGGGCCAUCCUCAUGGAGUGGAAUGUGCACGAGUCUACACAAGGUUCUGCCGCCAUGUGGAACUCACACUUCCGCGUCGGUGGUGCUGCAGGGAGCGACCUACAACUAGCGGACUGCCCGACCGGAAGCGGCGUCAACAAGAACUGCAUAGCUGCCUCGUUGCUUCUCCAUCUCACGCCAAAGUCGUCGGGCUAUUUCGAGAAUGUUUGGGCAUGGGUCGCUGAUCAUGACCUCGACAAUCCUCUCGACGCGGAUAUUAGUGAGGGCACGUCAGGCGUGCCAGAGAACGUACAGACCGACAUCUCCGUGUAUGUUGCACGUGGCGUGCUCAUCGAGUCCCAGGGACCAUGCUGGUUCUACGGCACGGCGUCAGAACACGCGACCCUAUACCAGUAUGAGCUAAGCGAAGCCAACGACAUCUACUUUGGCCAUGUGCAAACUGAGACCCCCUACUACCAGCCCGUACCAGUGGCGCCAAACCCUUUUACACCAGGCCUAUUCCCGUCAGACCCUGACUUUAGCAACUGCACAGCCAGCAGUUGCGAAGAGGCCUGGGCCAUGCGCGUAGUCGAGUCUUCCAACGUCAUGAUCUAUUCGGCUGGCUUCUACAGCUGGUUUAGCAACUAUGACCAGGGCUGUCUACCGACCGAGUCGUGCCAGCAGCGCAUCUUCUCGGUCGAGGACUCUGAUCUGAUCUGGGUCUUCAACCUGUUCACCAAGGGCACGGUGGACAUCGCCAAUACACUCCAGGGACCCUCCAUCGUGACCAAUGCAAGCACACAAAGCGGUUAUACAUCCGAGAUCAACAUCUGGCUGCCGUUCUCCGAGUCGGGUGGCGGCGGCAGCGACAGCUUUGGCAACGGCAACAUCGUCUACGUAGACCCGACCAUCUGGGGAAAUCCAACGGAGACCAUCGGGUGCUUGCCGCCCUGCACCAUUCUCUUCCCACCGCUAGACCUGCCCACGCCGAUCACCGUGAGCUGGCCCCCUUACGCCACGGGCAUCUAUUCACUCAGUGGCAGUUCGACCGUGACCAUUACCACCACCAUCACCAUUCCACCCUUCACAAUCGGCUCCAUCCCCUUCUGGCCUGUAACCAUUGAGCCCAACGACCCGACCACAGGCGCCAUCUCACCUGUGCAGAGCGUUAUGCCCCCAUCAACCACCCUCGUGCUGCCGCCUGGCGAGGCGCCCAUCACCGUAACCGACGGCACCGCAACCGCGGGAUCAACGGCUAGCACCUCGUAUGCCUUUGGAUACAUUACCUACUCGCCGCUUCCCCCCAUUUUCGUCACGACGAGCUCGACCAUCACCAUCCAGCCCAUGCCUACAAUCAGCGUGCCCAUCCCACCGGGAGACUCGCCCACACCGACAACGUGGACGUCACACACGGUGCCCUACACGCGCAGCAGCACCGGCGUCUUGCCGCACUGCACGUCAAAUUGCGGUACCGGCAACUGUUACUUUGGCUGCAACGGUGGGUGUGGACUCUUCGGAUGCAACGGCGGCUGUGGUAUCUUCGGCUGCGGAGGUGGGGGCUGCGGCCUGUUUGGGUGCGGUGGUGGUGGAUGGAAUCUGGGUGGAUGUGGCCCGGCCGGGUGUGGCUGUUUCCUGGGCUGCAGCGGAGGAGGAGGAGGCGGAGGGGGCGGCGGUGGUUGCAACGGCCCAACAUGCAACAAUGAGCCUGGUGAUGAAUGUGAGGGAGACGACUGCGAGUGCGAGCCCACCAAGACGGUCACAUCUUGCCGUGUGGUAUGCACGGCGACGGUCGAACCAACGACCACGAUUACAGGAUCAUGCACAACCUCAACUUGCGAGGUGACGAGCUGCGGCCGGGAUACCACCGUUACUUCGACGACUACCACCACGCCGGCGGAAGAGAUUGUGCUUUCGACUGGAGCCGUCGACCCGGUGUGGUCCGAAGACACGACCGAGGCGUUUGCGACCGCCUUCUUCAGCGACUUUGUCAGCUGGUGGGACGCCGAGAACGCCGCCGCGGAGACGACGACGACGACGACGACGACGACUUCGCCGGCGUGCGCGCCGACGGUCACGCCCUGGCCGACCAAUACACUCAUCAACGAGGGCAGCGGCUACUGCUUCACCACCAACAACGCGCCGAACUGCAACAGCCCGCCCUACAAGCUGUUCGCCCAGACGGCCGCCGAGAGCGUGGUCAGCACCUUCUGCGACGCGCAGCUGACGCUCCAGCCCAGCGCCACGCCGCUCAGCCGGAGCUACGUCGACGGGAGCACGACGGUCUAUGCCGUGGCGGCCUGGGCCGACGACCAGUCCGGCUGCGGCGACGAGGGGGCGCUCGACUUCUCUGAUUUCGGGUGCGACGAUGGCUGGGACCCCGACUUCUUCUGCGUGGACGAGGAAGGCAGCGAGGACACGAGCUACGGCGGGGGAUACGUCCUCAAGACUAAUAACGAUGAGGGAUGUAUCUUGCUCUCGUUGUAUGCGCACUGA
Molecule: messenger RNA, 3996 nt
Organism: Phaeoacremonium minimum UCRPA7
Lineage: Eukaryota; Fungi; Ascomycota; Sordariomycetes; Togniniales; Togniniaceae
Product: putative glucan -beta-glucosidase protein
Exons: 5
Coding region: 1-3996 (1331 amino acids)
Molecular function (GO): polygalacturonase activity
Source: RefSeq, a predicted model, not a curated record